AUGGUCGUCACGGCGACCACCGCAGAGAUGCCGAAGAAGCGGCAGGCCUCCCGGGACCGCUCGGGGUACUGCAGUCUUACCCUCAACUGCUUUGAUGCUCUCGGUGGUAUAGUAUCCUUGUUUACAAUAUCCAAUGUUGUAGUCAUACCUGAACAGAUUGCCGGGUGCAAAACCAUUGUUCUAGCAACUCCGCCUGGUCGUGAUGGCAGUAUUUGCAAGGAAGUGUUAUAUUGUGCAAAGAAAGCUGGCGUCACCCACAUUCUAAAAGCUGGGGGAGCUCAGGCGAUCUCAGCGAUGGCUUGGGGAACAUCAUCUUGCCCAAAGGUUGAAAAAUUUUUUGGGCCAGGAAAUCAAUAUGUUACUGCUGCAAAAAUGAUUCUUCAGAAUAGUGAAGCCAUGGUUUCCAUUGAUAUGCCUGCUGGCCCUUCAGAGGUGCUGGUCAUCGCCGACAGACAUGCCAAUCCAGUUCACAUAGCUGCAGAUCUACUCUCUCAGGCAGAACAUGGUCCUGACAGUCAGGUAGUUCUUGUCAUUGCUGGAGAUGGUGUCAAUGUUGAUGCAAUUUUAGCUGAAGUGAGCAAACAAUGUGAUAGCCUUCCUAGGGGAGAAUUUGCUUCAAAAUCACUUGGUCAUAGCUUUGUUUCGAGCUUUGUAUCGUUCAAGAGAGCCAUCAGCUCGAUACUUAAGACGGAAUAUCCAUUUAGAGCCACAACAUUCAUUGAGGAAGUGCGUGGAACUAGACUCCAUGUUCCAUUGUGA
Molecule: messenger RNA, 759 nt
Organism: Zingiber officinale
Lineage: Eukaryota; Viridiplantae; Streptophyta; Magnoliopsida; Zingiberales; Zingiberaceae
Product: histidinol dehydrogenase, chloroplastic-like
Exons: 9
Coding region: 1-759 (252 amino acids)
Biological process (GO): L-histidine biosynthetic process
Cellular component (GO): chloroplast stroma; cytoplasm
Molecular function (GO): NAD binding; histidinol dehydrogenase activity; metal ion binding
Source: RefSeq, a predicted model, not a curated record